Haliotis rufescens (red abalone) is the source of this 5001-nucleotide messenger RNA. RefSeq names its product ATP-binding cassette sub-family C member 4-like. The transcript has 30 exons. Gene Ontology annotation, cellular component: membrane. The record is from RefSeq and is a predicted model, not a curated record. Gene Ontology annotation, biological process: transmembrane transport. NCBI's taxonomy places the organism in Eukaryota, Metazoa, Mollusca, Gastropoda, Lepetellida, Haliotidae. Bases 374 to 4546 code for a protein of 1390 amino acids. Gene Ontology annotation, molecular function: ATP hydrolysis activity; ATP binding; ABC-type transporter activity.
UAAAGCUGUCCAUUGGUCAAUUCUUUAUUCGGUUACGGUGUUAAUGCGAUUGUAACCCAUGACCGAUCAGAUCACAGAACUUUCUAUACGUCGCCUGAAGCGCAUCCACGAAACCGGGGUAUCUAAUCGAAAACGCCCCGAUAUGCGGCCCAGUGGCACCCUGGAGAGUUUUUCACAUCUGGCUCACCUUACAUCGGAAAGGUAUAUCACACAACAUCUUUGACGGCAGUUUCGGCUGCAUUUAACAAAGUGGAUGCUGCUCUCGAGUGUAUCACAUCACUCGCUAAUGUUCAUGGGUCGGUGAGACUGAUCAAGCAAGGCUUAUGUUAAGUUCCCAUCUGUGUGUGGAAUCACUUGACAUCAGGAUAUUGUAAUGAGCCUAGUGAGGUGUCACGAUGAGGUUAAUGAGUGUAUGGACGCCUCUCAAACAAUGAUGGGCAAGUCAGUAUCAACCAAUCAGAAACGCUGUAACAUCCAAGGCCUUGGACAGGCAACAGGUCUGUCAGCAUGGUGGACAGGGCGUAUCUUCUGGAAGGGCUACCACCACACCCUUGACGAGGCCGAUGUCUACGAUGUCUUGCCACAAGACUCCACCGUCAAGCUCUCCAACAAUCUGGGCAGGGAGUGGGAGAAGGAGCUGUACCGCUGGAAGACUGGGGGACACCCGAGCCUGCUCAGCGCUGUGUGGAGAUGCUACAGGCCCCAGAUCUUGGCCUUCUCACUCUUGGUGCUGGUAGAGGAGACUCUGAGGGUGGUCCAGGCAAUUCUCAUGGGGCACUUCAUCCAGAUGUUCCGCACCACCGGAGCAGGGGGAGCAACUCUGCCCUACCCCGAUGUCUACAUCUUCGGAGCCUUCCUCUGUGUUGUCUUCCUUGUCAACAUCUUCUUGGACCACAACUUCUUCCACCACGGCUACAGGAUGAGGGUAGCAGCAACAUCACUGAUAUACAGAAAGGUGAUGCGUCUCUCGUACUCUGCCCUGACUCCUAAAGUCAUGGAGGACAUCAUUAACUUGGUUACCAGAGAGAUGGACGUCUUCCCCAUGGUAGUACUUCCAGCAACCUACAUUCUGAUUGGUCCACUCCAGCUGGGUAUAGUUUGUUACCUGCUCUGGGAUUGGUUGUUGCUAGGCCCUGUGUGUAUGGCUGGCAUCUUUGUGCUGUUCCUGCUGUUUCCCCUCCAGAUCCUCAUGGGCAAGUUGUCCAGGAUACUUAGGCAGAAGACAGACACGUUCACCGGCCACCGGCUGAGGAAGUUACAGUCCAUCAUUGGGGGGAUCCAGGAACUGAAGACCGGCUGCUGGGAGAGGCUGUGUGAGAAGGUCCUCACUGCGAGCAGAGACGAGGAACUGGUCCAUAUGAGGAAGUUGUCACGGCUGCUGAGUUUCAACAGUGCGUUGACGUUGACAGCGGGGAAGCUGGUGAUGUUUGUGACGUUCAUGUUGGUGCUGGUGACUGGAAGGACGAUCACCGCAAUGCAGAUCUUCACGGCGAUGGCGCUGUUUGAGACGCUGCGCAUCAGUCUAAGUAUACUGCUGCCUGCUGGGAUACUCUUCCUCAACGACACACUGAAAACUCUCAAGAAAAUACAGCAUUUCCUCAUGAUGGAAGAGAAGGGGACGUUGUCCAUGAGUCGCGGCAGCUUCCAGAUGCUCAACAAUGACGUCGUCAUCCGCUUCAGCAACUACUUCGGCAGUCGGCAGAAGAGCCUGGAUGCUGCCAUGGCACUGGUAAACAUUGAACUGGACAUAGAAAAGAGUAAGCUGUAUGCUGUGAUUGGUCCACCAGAUGGAGGCAAGAGUUGUCUGCUCCUGGCUGUUAUUGGUGAACUUGAGAGACACAAAGGUCAGCUGUUCCAUCAUGGCCGCCUGGCGUACAUUCCCCGACAGCCAUGGUUGUUCCCAGGGACUAUCAGGGAGAAUGUUGUGUUCGGCUCGGAGUUCGUGAGACAUCGGUACAACCAGGUGCUCCAGUCAUGCGCCCUGUCACAGAUGCUGGAUGCCUUCCCACAGGGGGAUCUGACCGUGGUAGGAGACAGGGGUGUCACCAUAGACAACAGUGUACAGGCCAAGAUUACCCUGGCCAGGGCUGUGUACCAGAAUGCUGAUAUUUACUUGAUAGACGACAUCCUGUCAGGAAUGGAUGGCAAGUCGUCCAUGCACAUCUUCAAGAAAUGCAUCUGUGGGCUCCUUCAGAAUAAGACUCGACUGUUUGUGACGGAUAAUGCACAGCACACCCAGGUCGCUAACAACGUCAUCAUGGUGUCACAGGGCACUGUCCACUUCUCGGGCCGAUAUGACGACAUCCACCGCUGGGGCAUCACAGUCAGCCACUUCCUGACAAGCCGGACACACCCGGAAAUGGACGUGGACAAGAUGGCCGACAUCUCGUCCCCCCUGAUACAGGACCUGUCCUCCACCCUGCUGCCCCCUCCCUCCCCAGACAGUGUCAAGGACAGCGUCACGGGCUCCUUCGAGAUGCUUCAACAUGACUAUAAGGACCCGGGGGACACUCUGAUCACCGGGGACAGCGACACCAGCUUCCGCAGCAUCUCCUCCACCGGUAGUGCCUACAAGUGGUACUUCCUGCUGGGAGGCGGGAUAUUCGGAGUCAUCGCCUUCUUCGUCCUGUGUAUCUUUGAACAGGGAGGAUUUGUCCUGUGUGAGUGGUGGCUAGCCUACUGGUCUGAGAAUUUCCAGAGCCACAAUGAGAGCAGUGUGAUCAACGUGACAAUGUUCGGUCCGGCCAUCUGGAUACUGGAUGAGAAGGUAUACAUCUACCUGGGCCUCGUCUUCUUCACAGUCCUCCUCAGCUUCGUGCAGGCGGGAUUCUUCUUCUGGUUGGCCAACCGGGCAGCUGAGGUGCUCCACAACCUGGCCCUCACCUCCAUCCUGGAGGCCCCCAUGGCCUUCUUUGACAUCAACAGUCCAGGUGGUGUCCUCAGCCGCUUUCUGAGGGAUGUAGGAAUUGUGGACACGAUGCCACCAAUACUGUUGGACUGUAUACAGUCGUUCAGUGUGCUGAUAGCCACUGUGGUGGUGGUGGGGGCCACCAACUACUGGCUGCUGCUGGUGGUCACUCCGCUGACCAUUGCCUUCAUCGUGGCCCGACACUACUUCCACCAGUCCACACAGGACGUGGAGAAGAUCGAACUGGCAUCCAAGAGUGCAGUGGGCGGCCACAUCAUCAGCAGCAUGGAGGGUAUCCAGACAUUGCGGGCCUUCGGGGUGGAGCAGCGCUUCCUGCACAACUUUGACGUGAGCCAGGACCGUAGUACGGCAGCAUGUUACCUUCACCUUGCUGCCAAUCGAUGGUUCGGGAUGAGAGUCGACAUCAUCGCCUUCCUUGUUGUGGUCAGUGUGACCAUUGGCGCCAUAUUGGUUGUUCAGUAUCAAGAUGUGUGGAUGCCAAGUAGCCUGGUGGGGCUGUCUCUCUUCUACGCCCUCAACCUGCUCAACGUGCAGCACCCUGCCAUGAGGAAGUCGGCAGCCGUGCACUUCAAGAUGAAGUCGGCCGAGCGGUUACUUCAGUAUUACCAGAUGUCUCCCGAGCUGGACGUUGCCGUGGAUACAGAGGUGAAGCCGUCCCUGAUGUGGCCCCAGUAUGGGAUCAUCACCCUGGAGGGUGUGUCAGUGUCACACCCAGGGAAAGGGCCGUCUCCCCUCAAGGGGGUGUGGUGCUGUAUCCGGGCCGAAGAAAAGAUGGGCAUAAUGUUUAAGACGGCUGCUGAGCAGAAAGCCUUCAUGUCUGUUCUAUUCCGUCUCCAUGACUACAUAGGGGUGGUCCGUAUUGACGGCAUAGACAUUGUCAACGUCAGUCUACAGCGUCUCCGGGACAAGAUUGCUGUUAUACAACAGAAUCCUACUCUGUUCACGGGGUCGCUGCGUCAGAAUCUGGACCCGAUCUCGAGGUACACGGAUGCCCAGGUGUGGAGGGUCCUGGAGGAGGUGAAUCUGUCUUCCUUCGUGGAAACGCUGCCACAGCGACUAUACGCUGACAUCAGCACCGUCAUCGACAGCUUCUCCACUGGUCAUCGACAACUACUGCGACUGGCCCGUGCAAUGCUUCGCCAGUCCAAGAUUGUCGUGUAUGAAGAACCUACCACCAGCCUGGAUUACAAGUGCAAUACAAUUAUACAAAAGCUGCUGAGAACUAAAUUUGAGCGUUGUACCUUGAUACACAUAGCUCACCUGCCUGAUACAAUAAUAGAUACAGAUAGGGUCAUGGUAAUUUCUGAAGGUAGAAUACAAGAAGUGGAAUCACCUCACAUUCUUCUACAAAAUAAAAACAGCAGGUUCUAUAAAUUUACUGAUGAACUUGGCAUGUUUGAGAUGCAUCGUCUCAAAAAACUAGCUCAAGAUAAGUAUGAAAAUAAACCCUACAUCGCCCCCAACAUCAACCCCGAAGACUUUGAGGAGGGGGCCUCGUCCCGGAACCAGCUCCGACAUCCAAACAACCUGAAUGUGCUGCCCACCUUCCAUUCAUCCCGAUUGGUCGGAGUUCUUAACCAGCUGCCAACAAACAAGUUCUCCACCAAUCGCUUGUAGUGUGUAAUAUCAUGAAUAUUCAUGAUGGAUAUUCUUGAGCCGUGUGAUAUUGGAUAAAUCCAGAACUGCUUAUACAUCGCCUAUAACUGCAUUUCAUUAUCAAUGACCAAUCAGUUCCCAGAUCAUAGUGCAAUCCCAGAUGUACCACCUGAAAUCAUCCAAUCUCAUUUAAAUCAGAUCUUAGUUCUCGCUACCGCUAAACAAAGAUCUGAGGACAUCCCAUUACAGGUCACGUCAGAACGACCUUUCGCGAAUUUUGACUGACCAAUGAAAUGACUGACAAGAAAUCAACAUUGGCCAAUCAUAAGGGAGCUUUCUCUAGCUUUAGGACACUAGUUUCCACCUGGUGACUACGCUUCAAAACAUAUUUUGACGUUUUUUUCGAUUGAAAAAUUUAAAACUGAUAAGAAGAACAUUCUGGAAUGGCUCAUAGAUGGCCUAGCUUGUAUGGAUAU